This is a messenger RNA of Miscanthus lutarioriparius, 642 nucleotides long. NCBI's taxonomy places the organism in Eukaryota, Viridiplantae, Streptophyta, Magnoliopsida, Poales, Poaceae. The record is from the annotation of a GenBank genome assembly.
AUGAAGAAGCACCACGAGCCGAAGGCGCUGCCCGACAAGCUGGCCUACUGGCUGGUCAAGUUGCUGAUCGUGCCCAAGCAGCUCUUCUUCCAGCGCCGGCACUCCAGCCACGCGCUGCUGCUGGAGACGGUGGCGGCCGUGCCGGGCAUGGUGGGCGGCAUGCUCCUGCACCUGCGCUCGCUGCGCCGCUUCGAGCACAGCGGCGGCUGGAUCCGCGCGCUGCUGGAGGAGGCCGAGAACGAGCGGAUGCACCUCAUGACGUUCCUGGAGGUGGCGCAGCCAAAGUGGUGGGAGCGCGCGCUCGUGCUCGCCGCGCAGGGCGUCUACUUCAACGCCUACUUCGUCGCCUACCUCGCCUCGCCCAAGUUCGCGCACCGCUUCGUCGGCUACCUGGAGGAAGAGGCCGUGCACGCGUACACGGAGUACCUUAAGGACCUCGAGGCCGGCAUCAUCGAGAACACGCCGGCGCCGGCCAUCGCCAUCGACUACUGGCGCCUCCCCGCCGACGCCAAGCUCAAGGACGUCGUCACCGUCGUGCGCGCCGACGAGGCGCACCACCGCAAUGUGAACCACUUCGCAUCGGACAUUCAUUACCUGGGGAUGAAGCUGAAGGACACGCCUGCGCCUCUCGGGUACCACUAA